This is a messenger RNA of Coprinopsis cinerea okayama7#130, 750 nucleotides long. RefSeq lists its product as hypothetical. The record is from RefSeq and is a predicted model, not a curated record. The transcript has a single exon. Bases 1 to 750 code for a protein of 249 amino acids. Lineage: Eukaryota; Fungi; Basidiomycota; Agaricomycetes; Agaricales; Psathyrellaceae.
AUGGCCAGAGCCAAAAGGAAUUCAUCACCAUCGAACUCAAUAGAAGCUGGUCCAUCGAAAAGACGUCGCCAGAACCCACCGCCCGAACCAACGAACGAAGUUAUCGAAAUCAGCUCUGACGAAGAUGACCCUCCCGCCAGCGUGAAGCCCCCCUUGAAAGGAAAGGAGAAAGGGAAGGCCAAAGCCAAGGUCUACGAAUUCUCGGACAGCGAGAUAGAGAUUAUUGAAAAGCCUGCUGCUGUUUCUAAACGCGUUAAAUCCAAACCCAAACCCAGAUCCAAAGUCAAACCAAAGACUUCAGCAACGGUCUUUGUCCAGGAUGACGAUGUGGUGUUAAAUGACGUCGUUGAAGAUGUCGACUGGUAUGCCGAAGACGUUAUCCUUGACACUGUUGAUGCUGGACUCGGGCUGCUACAUGAGGUCGGUGGUCUCGUCCCAGAACCUGGUAUUGGCGUUACGUCUUCUGCAAACGGUCUACAUGACCUUGCCGAGACAAAGGAGGUUGCGCGACGCGCAGGCGAUUCCAGUUCCGGCGUGCAGCAGAAUACGUUAACUUACAAGGCCAACACAAAAUCUGCUGUUAAUCUCGAGAUUCCUCGCGUCAAACUCCCUAACCCAGAACACGGAGUCGCCGAGUUCAAGGAAUUGUUAUCCCGAGUCGGGACUUGUUCGAGGUGCAAGGCAGAGCUAGCGUCUCCCUCUGGUCAGGUCUGUAUCAAACCUUGCUUGCUUGCUCAAUUUAUCAACUGA